AAAUAUAUUAUAAAAAUGGGUUAUACCGUAUUAGAGGAUUUAAUCGAAAUUGAACCAAUUUCAAAUAGAAAAUAUAAUUCAAAUAUUCACACACUUGUAAAUUUAAGAACUUCACUAAUCAAUACUUUAGAAGCUUCGAAACAUUUUGUAACCCAGAGUGAAUCCUUUGUAGCAUCAACAUUUCUUUUAGCAAGUGAUUUAAAUAGAAUUGGUUUACAAUUCCCAGAUAUUUCCUCAUUGUCAUCAUCAUUAACAACAUUUAAUAAAAAAGUUAAUCAACAAUUACCACAUACAAUUAAAGAAUGUAAAUUUUUAUUAGACUAUUCAAAUGAAAAUCAAAUACCAUUUGAUCACUCUGAAAUAUUUAAAGGAUUAAAACAAGAAAUUGAUAAAUUUUUGGUAGAUUCAAAUUUACAUAGAAAGGAGUUAAAAUCACUUUUAUUAAAAUAUUCAAAAUCAUCAUCAGAAAGUACAAGUGAUAAAAUCGCAAGCACAAUGGCAAAACUUAAUCAAUCAAUUUUCCAAUAUGAAAAGUAUUUAUAUUCACUCGAAACUGAACUAUCCGAAUUUUGUAUUAGAAAACAUGAUUAUUUAUUUCACCUUUCCAAAAAUAUAAUAAGUUUACAUCAACUAAUUCAUAGUGGUAAAAAAGCAGAUGCUUCAAAUCAACAAGAUUUAAAACCAACUUUGUUUUUAAAUAAUAGUAAUUUAAAUUACAACAAUAAUGUUAUAAAUAGUAAUAGUUUACCACCACAAACAUUCAAAGAUAUAUUAGAUAACCCAUUUUAUUUAAAAGCAUUUAGAAUUUUUGCAGAAAAACAGCAUUGCUUAGAAAAUUUAUUAUUUUGGCUUGAUGCAAAUACAAUUAAAGAUUUAGAAGCUGAUCAGUACCCAAGAAAUAAAGUUAGAAAUCUAUAUUUAAAUAUGUAUAAUAAUUAUAUUCAAAAAGAUUGUCAAUAUGAAAUUAAUAUUGAUUCAGAAUCAAAACUAUCCAUUGAUAAUAGAAAAAAAGAAAUUGAAGAGGAUUCACCAUUUUAUCCAAGUUUACAAUUAGCAGUUGAUAAUGUUUAUCAAAUUUUAAAUCUAUCAAUGUUCCCAUUAUUUUUAAGCAGUUCACUUUAUCAGUCAGCAACAAUGUUAAAUAAACCACCUCCACAAGAUAAUAUAUUGAAUAUGGAAAGUAGAGGAAUUUUUCAUUGUAUCAAUUCAAUAGAAUCAUUACUUCGUAAUCCAAUUACAAUCGAAUACUUUUUAUUAUUCCUCAAACAAAACUGCAUACAUCCAACUACUCCACCAACUCUUAUGAGCCAUAGCGGAAGUAGUAGUAAUUUAUCAUCAAUGUUGGGUGGCUCAUCCGGUUCAUCAUCUUCAUCCUCUACUCCAAACAAUUCACAAUCUCCAAGAUCAGUAUCGCCAUCCACUUCUUUUUCUAGUCUAGGUUUAGUUCCACCAAUAACAAUUUCACUUUCUCCAAGGUUAGCCCCAUUAAUCUCACCAUUCUCUUUAAAUCAAAACACACAUAAUGAAAUUGUAAAUAUGAUUUAUUUCUAUUUGGAGAUCUCCAAAUUCAAAGACCUCACAGAAGACCAAUUAGACACAUAUGCCAUCGAAAUCUAUGAUAACUUUUUAAAACCAGGUUGCGAUAAACAAAUUACCUCAAUUUCAUAUCAUCAAGUUCAAGAUAUGAUCUCUAGCAAAAGUGUAACCAAAGAUAUGUUCAAAAACGCUUGUCAAGAUAUCCUCCUUCAUAUAGCCAAUAAUUAUUUUCAACCAUUUUUAAAUAGUAAUCUCUGUAAAGAAAUGUUACAACGUGAAGAAAAGAUGAAAAAAUAUAUUGACCGUGAAGAAAAGAAAACCAAACAAGAUUCUAAACUAGAUCAACAAUUUGAAUAUAUUUUAAAAGAAAAGUUUAAAUUAAUUUUACCAUCAACUAAAAAUUCAACAUCCUCAACAACAUCUAGUGGCAUUAGUUUAAGUACUAGUGGCGGAAGUAGUGGCGGUUUAUCAAUUAGUGGUGGUAGUAAUAGUGGGGGUAGUAGUAUAACAAAUACAAAUACAAAUAGUAGUAAUAGUAAAAGCCACAGCAAAUCAAAUAGUAGUAGUAGCAGUAAUUAUUUAUCACCAAAUUUAAUAUCAAACUCAUCCUCAUCCUCAUCAUCAACUACAGAUAAAAUAAAAAGUAUAUUUUCACCAUCAUUUGUAAAUUUAUCAUUAAUUGGAGGUAAUGGCUCAUCAUCAAAUUCAAGUAUACCACAAUCACCAUCAUUGGCAUCAGGUACAGUUUCACCAAGAAAUGAUGAUCUUCAUUAUUUAGGUCAAGGCCCACCAUCACCACAUAUUUUAGAUGAACCAAAUGAAAUUUUAAAUUUCAUUCUUACCGAUAAUCAAUGGCUUGAUGCAUUCAAGAAAUUUGUUAAAAAUGAAAAAUCAGAAGAAAUUUUGUUAUUUUGGUUAGAAGUCGAUUCAUUCCUAAAGAAAAAAGAUAAAAAUGUUAGAAUGGUCCAAAAUAUUUAUGAAACCUUUGUUUGUGAUGGCUCUCCAUUAGAAGUUAAUAUAGAAUACGAAAUUAGAACUCAAAUAAGAACUGCAAUCAGACAAUCAUCCUAUCAAUAUAAUGAUGGAAUCGAAGAAGCCCUCAAAGCUGCCUCUCAAUCUGUUUUAGAAAUGAUUAGAGUGGGAUCUUAUAAAAACUUUUUAAAAUCACCUUUAUUCAAAGAAUACUCCUCAUCUUUGGGUGAUCCAUAUAAAAAAUCAAGAAAAAUUAAUAAUUCAAAAUAAUAAAAACUAUAUUAUUUUAAAACAAAUUUAAAAAAAAUAGUAAUAUUACAAUCCAUUUUAUGUAUUUAUAAACAAUAAUAAAAAAUCUUUUAAACUUUUUUUUAUAAAU
Molecule: messenger RNA, 2887 nt
Organism: Dictyostelium purpureum
Lineage: Eukaryota; Evosea; Eumycetozoa; Dictyosteliales; Dictyosteliaceae
Exons: 5
Coding region: 16-2778 (920 amino acids)
Source: RefSeq, a predicted model, not a curated record